CCACAGUGAAACAAAUAAAUAGCGACCGCUGAUCACCCACCCGAGCCACCCCUCAGCACUCAACCGUAACCCAACAUCAACAAAACUGUACUGCAUAAAAACAUGUCUAUCUUUGACGCUCGAGCAAACAAUACCCCCUGUCAAAAUUGUGAAUAUCCCUCUGCUGCCUACAGUGACUCAUUUGAUAGUUUGCAAGGGACUUAAAAGACCAAGCAAGGCAGCGAGGGAGCAAGAAACCCCCCACUUUUGCAUCACUCUGGACCUAUAAGACGGCGCUGCUGCCUUCGAUAACACCUGGAUUCCAGGUUCGCCACCGCAGCGACGCGACGCGUGACCUCGCGAUUUCUCCCGACUCCUCUCCCUGUCUGUCGCCGAAUAUCUCAGGUAUAACAUCGGGCCAGCCACCCGAGUUUUCGUCUUGGGGGGGAUUCUCAACCGGACAUUGUCCCACCAGUUCCGGGCCGGCACAUCCGCAACAUCGGCAAUCACAACAUGGCGAGGACAACACGAUCCUCGGUGAAGCGGGAGUUCCCGCCCGAGAGCUCAUGGCGCAUGGUGGAGGGCGGGGAGAACGACAGCUUCGACACGUCGAUACUACACGACGACGACGACUUCAUCGGCUCGAGCGGCUCGCAGCCGGUCGGGUCGCAGUCCUUCAGCAUCGGCGGGUCGCAGCCGUGGAGCAUAGGGGGCUCGCAGGACGACAGCAUCGAGAACUUCCUCAGCAAGGCCGAGGACGACGAGCAGGUCCUCCUGAGGUCGCCGUUCCGCCCCUCCGUCCCCAAGGCCGUGCGGGAGAGCUCCCGCGAGAACUUGAGGCAGCGCUCGCCAGAGCCCGAGCCCGAGUUCUACAUGCCCAAGGUCGAUGUUGCCAGCCCCCGGCGGGCGAGCACCCGGUCAUCCACCACCAUUAGAGCUUCGGUCCCGCCACCGUCCCCGCCUCGAGUCAGACGCCGCCAAGCAGCGGCUCCAGCGAGUCCUGCCAAGGGGCGGCGUGUGAGGGAGGAUGAGAAGACGUCCCGGGGUGAGCGGGCGGCGUUGGGCGAGGGCAGCAGGGCGUCGACAUCGCUGUUUACUGCGUUGUUUAAUGCUGUGAGCUGGGCGCUCGAGGUGGUAGGGCUCGCGUUGCGCUACGCGAAGAAGCCGCUGGCGAUCCUGGUGUCGUUAUACAUCACAUUCGGCGGUGUUAUUGUGCUGCAGAACAUGGCGAGCAAGUCGAUCUACAUGUCGCUCUCCCCGAUCUGCCGCAUCCCAGGGGUGUCGUGGAUGGACCUGCCGUUUUGCCCGGAACUCAAACCAGCGGAAGGGGGUAGGAAAGGGGACGGGCAGCCGAUCAGGUUCGACGGGCUGAUGCACGCCCAGGACAAGUUCCAGCGAGUGGCGGAGAUGGCGGCGGACGGCCUGUCGCUGCCCAUGGAAAUGAAGCGCUCGGAAUCCUCGAUCCGCGACCUGCGCACCGUGGUCCGCUACAGCUCGCUCAUGAGCAAGGAAGAGCUCAUUUUGGAGUUCGACGGGUUCAUCGACACGGCGCAAACGGUGACGAGCGUCCUGCAGCGGUUCAACACGCGCGUCAGCUCGACCGUCGACUGGGUCAUCAGCAUCACCCGGUGGACGUCGCGCAACCUCGAGCCGUUCGACAAGAGCAGCAACCGCGACGACCAAAGCGGCGUCGCCGGCCUCAUCGGCGCCUGGACCGACUGGCUCCUCUCCCCGUUCCAACCCACCCUCCUGUCGGAGCGGUACCUGCUCGACCGGUACAUCGAGCACACGGAGCUGGUGUCGGACAAGGUGGCGCGGCUGAUCCUGGAGGCGCGCGAGGUGCUGCACUCGCUCGCGCGGGCGGAGGAGCACCUGGACGCCAUCUACAACUUCGUGACGCGCACGCACAAGACGGUGCAGGGCCGCAAGGACGACAUCCUCUGGACGCUGUGGACGCUGGUCGGCGCCAACAACCGCCGCCUCUCCAACUACAACAGCCAGCUCGCCCUGCUCAAGCAGGUCGACGGCCAGCGCUCCGGCGCCGUCCGCCUCGUCAACGAGCUCAUCGUCGAGCUCGAGAAGAUCCAGGCGAGUCUGGGUGACCUGAAGGGCCGCGUCUCUGAGCCCGGCUUGCUGCGGGACCAGGCCGAGAUCCCGCUCAGCGUGCACAUCGAGACGAUCAACAGGGGCGUUGAGAGGCUGGAGGAGGCGCGGGGCAGGAUACGGUCGAUUGAGGACGAGCGGAUCAAAGAGGUUUUGGCGAGGGGGAAGGGGGAGGAGAAGUUGAUUGAUGCUUAGACUCGGGCUGUUACUGGACAUGGGACGGCGUUGGACUAGAUACCUACGGCACAUGUAUCUCUGGGUGUGUUUAUUUUGGGUUGGUUAUUUGGCAAGGCAUCAUCUGUACAUCUUGUCUAUUUUAGGUUGGUCUUGGAGAUAUUUGGCUGGCGUUGGAGGAAGCAUAGGAAACUGAAGCCUAGGUAAUUGUAAUUACUGGCUUGGAACAUGCACUGAUCUACUGGUAAGGUCCAUGCCUCCCGGGCCCGUACU
This is a messenger RNA of Chaetomium fimeti, 2529 nucleotides long. RefSeq lists its product as uncharacterized. The transcript has a single exon. The record is from RefSeq and is a predicted model, not a curated record. The coding region runs from base 493 to 2277 and encodes 594 amino acids. NCBI's taxonomy places the organism in Eukaryota, Fungi, Ascomycota, Sordariomycetes, Sordariales, Chaetomiaceae.